Molecule: messenger RNA, 3082 nt
Organism: Pecten maximus
Lineage: Eukaryota; Metazoa; Mollusca; Bivalvia; Pectinida; Pectinidae
Exons: 1
Coding region: 1903-2526 (207 amino acids)
Source: RefSeq, a predicted model, not a curated record
GUGCUUCGUCCGUCGUCGUCCGCAAUGUCCAAUGGUGCUAUUAAUUUUAGGAUGGAACGCUUUGUGAAAAAUUCAGUCAAAAGUUAUUCGCUGUGAACAGUUUACUGUCAAAAGGUAGCCACUGCUGACCAAUACUAUCAUCACGGCAAACAGAUUUAAUUGAAAAUAGUAAACCUACCAUUUUCCAUCCUACAAAUAUUUGUAGUCAGAUGACCGUUAAGGCCCUUGGGCGUCUUGUUCACUAUACAACAAAAAUGACACGAUCCAUUUCCGUUGCAUUAUUGCUGUGCAAUUAAAUUGAUAAAGCAAACGAAAGCAUAAGUUUUUCCUAUUGUCUUAUUUGAUUGGUCAGAAAAUACAUGUCAAGGGACAAAAUUCACAUCAACUGGUGUAUAUGUUGCGAUGCUAAGAUCACAUACUUGAACGCAGCCUCUGGAGACAAGAGACGUCAGCACAGGCGUACGUUACGAGUUUGCCUCGUACUCCUCUUCAUAAGACAACACAUUUUAAUCGAAACAUACGCCUGCGGCGUAGCGAUGCUUUUAUACAAUUCUCCAGUUGUUAUUAAAAAAGGAGCACACCAUUUAUACUAAACCUACUGUUAAGUUAUACAUAUCUAUUUCUCAGUUAAAAUCAUAAACCAUUAAAUACCCAGUUUCAUAAACACACACACAAAGGAAAAGAGGGACUUUGUUUCCAGAUACAUUAGCCACAUUUCAGACUUUAAAUGAAAUUUACAGUGGUUUUUAGUGAUUGCUUAGGGUAUUUAUAAUUUUCUAAAAUGUACAUUUACAAUUGUUUUUUAUUGUACUUUUAGAUCGAUUUUGAUGUCAUCAACGAUUUGACAGACACAGAGCUUCGGGAUUACCUUCCAGUUAAAGGAGACAUACUUGAGCUAUAAGCAUUCGUAUAUAAAAAGCUUACAGAGUCUGAAGGUCAGAAGAAGAAAAAAGUAUCCUUACGGGAAAACCUUAGAAAUAGGAUUAAGCUUUCCCAGUCUAAAUCAACCAGGACCGAAGGUGAAGACCAUACUGCUUCCCAUCACAAGCUCAAACUCACCAAAACCAAAACACAGGCGGAUAUUGCUUCGAAACAAGACAUUGCCCUUAUUGUUGGAUUUUCUACCGAACAGACAGCCGGCCACUACAAACAGGUGCGCUCGCCUUUGGGUGGUGGAAUAAGACACCUCCGCGUCAACAAACAUAUGGUUAAGUCAGAACUUAUUGCGCUCGCUGUUUUUUCAAGACGGAACAAAUAUUUAUGGUUCAAUAGACGAUAUUUUGAUUUUGAUAUCUCGACAGAUGUUCAUGGAACACAACUCAUGCAUGCAAGCGAAACUGUUGAUAUUAUCAUGAAGCGUUUAGGACUGAAGCAUUUCAGAUGCUAUUUGUUGGCGAAGAACUCAGAAAAAGAUGAAAGUUUGCCGCAACUGGUCUCCACGAAAAACAAUCGUUCAAGUAAAGGCAAUGAUCCUGAAAAAAGGACACUGAUAAUGAACAGCAAUACAAUGAAGAAUUACCUUCUGCCAGUGGCAUCCAGAUUCCUUUGGCAUCGCAUCUUAACAGCCCGCUUAACGGAUUAGAGGUUGUACACGAGGAAGAAGUGAGCACGACCUUAGUACCUGAGCCUGUGGUUAUUGACUUCCUUCCGGACUUGGAUUAUUUUGAUUCAAGGAGUGCAAAUGGGAUGGAGAGCACGAGCACAUCCGAUGGCCUGCUCGCAUUAGCUGCCGAAGAUUAGGAUAUUGUUCAGUUCGGCAGCCUGCCACCAGACGACACAAUACUGGACGCCACAUUGCCAUUGGGAGUACAAAAUAUCACUGUCCAUCGCGGGCUUGUCUGUCGUGAUUUGAUUGCUUUUUUUUCAGAGGAUCAUCCAGAUAAUGCCAAGUUUGAAAUACAAAUGCUGAAGGAAAAUGGAACGCCAGAAAUAGCCGAAGAUAAUGGCGGAGUUCUGCGUGACGCCCUUUCCGAAUUUUGGGAUACAUUCUACUUACAAUAUACAGAGGACAACUCAUACAAAGUCCCAGUAAUACGCCAUGAUAUGACUGAAAUUCAGUGGAGAGCAAUUGCAAAAGUAAUCAGAAUGGGAUAUGUUCAGGAAGGAAUGUUUCCAAUUAAACUUGCACCGUCCUUCAUGCAACAGGCUAUCUUUUCCCAAUGCAACGACUCUGAGGUUAUUGAUUCCUUUCUGAAAUUCGUGCCGAUGGUGGACAAAGUUGUGUUUGAGGCUUCCUUGAAGGACUUUCCAUCUGUAAGCGAAGAAAUUGUCGAUGUUUUGGAACAGUAUGAUGUAAAAACCUUGGUGAACGAACGCAACAUACAAAGAGUUGUGGGCAAAAUUGCACACAAUGAGUUAAUUCAAAAGCCAAUGUUUAUUGCAGAUUCAUUUAACAAGAUUCUCCAUAACACACAGCUUGUUGGAGAGGAGUUGGCAUCGAUAUAUUCAUCGCUACUUCCAAGUCCCAAGAAAGUGUUGCAGGUUUUGACCUUUCCGAAUGAUUUGAGCCAGGAUGAAAUUAAUUAAGUUCGUACUUGAGGAAAAUGGUUCGAGAAAUGGACGAUCCUCAGUACCUCGAGUUAUUUCUUAGGUUCUGCAUCUAAUCUAAUGAUGUUACCAAGAAUGUACGAUGUUCUUCGGUACACACCUGUGGAUGUGUCCUCGAGUUUCCCAGAAGCUACGCAGAAGAUCCUUUUGUGGCCCUGAAAGCAGAUUUUAUGGAGUUACUGAAAAACCGUUACUGGCAAAGGGACAUACCUUGAGACUGAGGUGUUGUAAUUACAGACCAUUGCAUGGAGAAAUUUCGAUUAAGAAAUUAUGUUUUUGACGUUGUGCACGAGCCUUUGAUACUGCAGGUAGCGGACAAAGGAUAUUCUCGUGUUAUUCAGUAAACUUUUAUAUAAUCUUUUACGUCACAGUUUAUGCUUCCGUUUUCAAAGAAUGAUUGUAGUGAUAGAAAUGAUUAAUGGUAUUCACACACGCGUCAAAUUGAUCGUGAAUGUAACGCAAACAUUAGGUUAUCAUGGUAAGGCGUUUGAUAUGAUCGUCUUGAAUGCUUGAAUAAAGUGUUUCAUGUAUUGCA